This is a messenger RNA of Oncorhynchus keta (chum salmon), 2204 nucleotides long. Its product is annotated as BTB/POZ domain-containing protein 9-like. Gene Ontology annotation, biological process: adult locomotory behavior; circadian behavior; modulation of chemical synaptic transmission. Gene Ontology annotation, molecular function: protein binding. The record is from RefSeq and is a predicted model, not a curated record. Lineage: Eukaryota; Metazoa; Chordata; Actinopteri; Salmoniformes; Salmonidae. The transcript is spliced from 11 exons. Bases 210 to 2054 code for a protein of 614 amino acids.
UGCCGCAUUUCAUUACUUAACAACAUCCGGUUAGCAUCCAUAGCUACUUGUUUGCAACUGAAAUCCCUGUGCUUGAUAUUGCAUCUAUGCUAUUUUACUUUUGCUACUGACAGUGUUCAGGUUUGCUAAAAGAAGGUGCUGUUACUUGAAAGGGGAAGACAAUAUAACGACUUCAGCUCAGAUGUGACGGUGCCAUCUUGCUGUGUGCCAUGAGUAACAGCCACCCCCUGCGGUCACUGACCUCGGUGUCAGAGAUAGACCACCUGCACCUGCUGUCGGAGCACCUGGGCGCUCUGGUGUCUGGCGAGGAGUACAGUGAUGUCACCUUUGUUGUCGAGGGGAAGCGCUUCCCUGCCCACCGGGUCAUCUUGGCGUCACGGUGCCAAUAUUUCAGAGCCAUGCUCUUUAAUGGCAUGAAGGAGUCCCAGCCCCAGGCCGAGGUGCCUCUGGAGGACACGCAGGUCGAGGCAUUCUCCAUGCUCCUGCAGUACCUGUACACGGGCCGGGCAAGCCUGAGUACGGCCCGUGAGGACGUUUUACUGGACUUCCUGGGUCUGGCGCACCGCUACGGCCUCCAGCCACUAGAGGACAGCACCUGUGAGUUUCUGCGCACGGUGCUGCACACUCAGAAUGUAUGCUUGGUGUACGAUGUGGCCAGCCUCUACUGCCUGGGGAGCCUGGCGCAGGCGUGCUGCGCCUACAUGGACCGGCAGGCGCCCGAGGUGCUGGCUUCAGACUGCUUCCUCACUCUCUCUAAGACUGCUCUUCUGGCUGUGGUGCAGAGGGACUCGUUUGCCGCCACCGAGCGGGAGAUCUUCCAGGCGCUGUGCCGCUGGUGCCGGCACAACUGUAACGAGGUGGCAGCGCAGGAAGUGAUGUCGGCAGUGCGCCUGCCCCUCAUGAGCCUGAUGGAGAUGCUAAAUGUGGUGCGGCCCUCUGGCCUCCUCAGUCCCGACAACUUGCUCGACGCCAUUCAGACGCGCUCGGAGAGCCGCGACAUGGACCUUAACUACCGAGGCAUGCUCAUCCCUGAGGAGAACAUUGCCACCAUGAAGCACGGUGCCCAGGUGGUGAAGGGCGAGCUGAAGUCGGCGCUGCUGGACGGAGACACGCAGAACUAUGACCUGGACCACGGCUUCUCCCGGCACCCCAUCGAGGAGGACGGGCGAGCAGGCAUCCAAGUCAAGCUGGGCCAACCCUACAUUGUCAACCACGUACGCCUGCUGCUGUGGGACCGCGACAGCAGGUCGUACUCUUACUAUGUGGAGGUGUCUAUGGAUGAGCUGGACUGGGUGCGUGUAGUGGACCACUCCAAGUUUCUCUGUCGUUCCUGGCAGAGUCUAUUCUUCACAGCGCGUGUCUGCAGGUAUGUACGCAUUGUGGGGACACACAACACCGUGAACAAGGUGUUCCACCUGGUGGCCUUCGAGUGCAUGUUCACACAGCGACGAUACAUUCUGGAGAAAGGACUCCUGGUCCCCGACCGUAACGUGGCAACCAUCGCAUGCGGGGCCAGUGUGAUCGAGGGUGUGAGCCGGAGCCGCAACGCCCUGCUCAACGGGGACACCUCCAACUACGACUGGGACUCGGGCUACACCUGCCACCAGCUGGGCUCAGGGGCCAUCGUCAUCCAACUGGCCCAGCCCUACAUGUUGGGAUCACUCAGACUGCUGCUCUGGGACUGUGAUAACCGCAGUUACAGUUACUACAUCGAGCUGUCCACCAACCAGCAGCAGUGGACCAAGGUGGUGGACCGUACCAAAGUGGCUUGCAGGUCUUGGCAGACGCUGGUGUUUGACAAGCACCCCGCCUCCUUUGUGCGCAUCGUGGGGACCCACAACACAUCCAACGAGGUGGGGAGAGAUGAGCAGGCUCGGGAAGUGUUCCACUGCGUCCACUUCGAGUGCCCUGCCCAGCUCGACACAGAGGUCAAAGAGGGCAGCCCGAACUCUAAGUCCCAGCAGCCUCCGCUACAGGCCCAAUCACCCUCCCAGCUCCAACUCCCCACCCGGCCUUCCUCUGCCUCCUCGUCCUCACACUCCCACCCCCUCUAAGGGGUUUGCCAACCCCAACCUCCCCCUUAGACUCCAGGAGAAAACCAGACACUACCUUAGGCAUCUCAAUCCACACAAGCUUCUUUUGUGAUGUUACUCGACAUAAUAUGCUGCUCAAAUGAAAUAAAUAUAUAUUUAUAUGAAAUUAAA